Ilyonectria robusta is the source of this 694-nucleotide messenger RNA. RefSeq lists its product as uncharacterized. The coding region runs from base 68 to 664 and encodes 198 amino acids. The transcript has a single exon. The record is from RefSeq and is a predicted model, not a curated record. NCBI's taxonomy places the organism in Eukaryota, Fungi, Ascomycota, Sordariomycetes, Hypocreales, Nectriaceae.
UGAAGAUGCCGACUGAACCAAGCAAGCAUUCUCAACCUGCUCCCCAAACAUCAGCAACAACUUGACCAUGGCGCUUCUGAAAGACACUCUUAUCUCUUCCGACAUUUACAACAACCUCCCAUACAUUGGCGAUGUCUCACAUGCCCCCGAAGAGAGAUCUGCGGAUCUUGAUGCUCUUCGUGAGCUCUUGAGCAAGCAUCACGUCCCUCGCGGAGUCAGCUUGCGACUCGUUCAUAAGCACUUCGACACAGGUGUUGGCGAGGUCAUGGUCUUCAAGAAUGCCACCAUCUACACGGGCGCCGUCCAGCUCAUGGGUCCCGUCGACACUGCUCAAGCUGAAGGUUUGAAGCCAAUUCACUAUUUUGUCGAUGAGAACAGCACCCUCCAGGCGUAUGAGUACGGCACAACCGGCACAAACGUCCCCGACAUGUCUGGGUCCGAGCCGUUCCUCGCCGAAUUCUGUCGCCUCGUCAUUGAGCGCCGUGUACAGCGCGUGUUUGGACUGAAGCUCAGGGAUGAGCCGGAGACCAUGAACAUCAAAUGGACCGAAUACGAGAUUCCGCAUAAACGAUGCACCAUCAUGAUUCCCGAAGGAAUGCCAUGUCCCCCUGAUACCCCCGAGACGUACAUGUACCUUCACUUUGGCACUUUCACAGACACUUAGGUCCCUAGCUCUUUCAUAAAACUCAUCUGC